This is a messenger RNA of Symsagittifera roscoffensis, 1498 nucleotides long. RefSeq names its product POU domain, class 2, transcription factor 3S-like. Lineage: Eukaryota; Metazoa; Xenacoelomorpha; Acoela; Convolutidae. The record is from RefSeq and is a predicted model, not a curated record. Gene Ontology annotation, molecular function: DNA-binding transcription factor activity, RNA polymerase II-specific; RNA polymerase II cis-regulatory region sequence-specific DNA binding. The transcript has 4 exons. Gene Ontology annotation, biological process: regulation of transcription by RNA polymerase II. Bases 12 to 1442 code for a protein of 476 amino acids.
GGUUUGAGGAGAUGAAAACAUUUGACCUCGAGGAGGAGAUUUUCAAAAAUGUGGACGCGGACCCAAAAGACAUCGUCCCUCGGUUGCUGGCGACUAUCAAGGAAAAAGUGAGUUCCUCAGACGAAGAGGCUAGAAAUAUGUUGAUAUUUUCCCAACAGGCUGUAAUUAGAAGUUUGCAUGGGAAAAUUGGAGCGUUAAUAGAACUGAAGCACGAAGAGAAGGAAGCUUUUAUAGAUGUCGACCAAAUGCAACAGAAAAUUGAAAUUCCGGUCAAAAGCCUGGUUGAGUUGGAAACUACACUUCAAGAUGUGGCAGAGAAUACUCAGCAGCCCUUAAAUGUGAACCCUAUAGUGGUGCUACAAUCUGGCGACUUCGACCCUUCGAUGGGGUAUCCGGCAAUUGAACCCUCAACUAUGCAACAGCUGCUCAUACUAGCGCCUACAAGAGUCACACCUGUUUGCAAGGGUCCGUUGAAACUAAAGAAUCCGCAAAUUAGUGUUGCUUGUCCAGUUAAUUCAGAUAUUGAUACCCAGAACCCGAAUGCGGAAACGCGCAGUGCCGGUUUGAAUGAAAAAGACAUCGAUAUGAUAGCGAGAAAGUAUAUGAUCCCGAUUCCAGCCAGCGACGAAUCAAGUAAACUAGAAGAGUUAGAGUCGUUUGCGAAAGAUUUCAGGACGAGAAGGAUUAGACUGGGAUACACGCAGAAUGACGUCGGACUCUCCUUAGGCAAGAUAUACUCGAGCGACUUCAGCCAAACAACAGUCUCGAGAUUUGAGGCCCUGAAUCUAAGUUUCAAGAAUAUGGUCAAUCUUAAACCAUUCAUGGAGAAGUGGAUCAACGAUGCAGAACGACACAAGACCUUAGUGGAACAAGACACAGAUGGAUUGAGCCUUGAAGACCAGAAGACGCUGGAAAUAUUCCAGAGUUCGAAGGACAAUCUGGGACACCGACGAAGGAAACGACGUACUUGCAUUGAUGUGAAGACGAAAAAGGCGUUGGAGCAGUUCUAUAAUGAUAAACCUCAUCCCACCCACGAAGAAUGCUGUGCAAUAGCGGAAGCCUUAAACCAGGACCGCAACACAAUCCGAAUCUGGUUUGGCAACAGGCGCCAGCGAGACAAGCGACUGAUGCAGUUGCAGAACUCAGUGUUCGCCCCAAGGGCUUCCUUCGCUUCAAGGCCAUCCAUGGAUGUUUUCGACAACCGUGAAGUAGUUUCGUUGGACGAUUCAAUGAUGCCAACAUCUUUUGAUUCGUCGGAACUUCAAACGAUGCCAAAUUUCAGCCAAUCCGAAGCUCCUAUUAUGCCACAAAUAAACAACUCGGAAGUCUCAACUGUAGGCUCACAUAAUAACGUGCUACAACCUUCCGAGUCGUCGGCAUUCUCGACGCCGCAGCAAAACAACUCUGCGUUCAGACCAGUUUCGCAAUCUACCCAAAACUGAAUUUUUGUUUUAACUAGUUUAUUCGAAUAAUUUAUACAUCGGCAAUCUAGAUUCGA